UCGCUUUCGCGCGCAUCGUAUCUUGAAAGUGCAUUAUAUGAAUUCUUCUAACGUGUGCGAGGUUGCAAUGUGUCUUUUUAUCAUUGUCCUGUUUACUGAUUUUCUAACAUUAAACGCCGUGAAAAUAGAAAAAGUGAUACUUCCAGAUGUAAUCCAAAGCCAAGCUCCAGAAGGCGCCAUACUGGAUUGCUUGUACACAGUGAACAGUAGUCAGUUUACUCUACAAUGGCUGUUUAACAACAGCGAUGUCCCUGUGUAUGAGUGGAAACCGAACACAGAGCCGGUUGUCGGUGAAUUACUUGAAGGAAGGCUUGACUUAUCGUACAGGGCUUCAACAUUCUCCACAGACGAACGCAGAGCUUUGCACAUAGUUUCCUUGGAACCCAAUCUGAGUGGGGAAUACACCUGCAAAGUUGUUAGCGACGGUUUGGAAGCCAGAUUAAGCAGGUCCAUGCUUGUAUUCAGCCCGGAACGUGACUUCACAUUAGUCUUGCAAAAACAAAAUCGCAGCACGAGAUUACAAUGCAUUGCAAGAGGAGUCUAUCCAAAGCCCGAAUUAACUCUGGAACAUGAUAGUGUACCAUUUGUGAGGCAGCAACAACGAGUAUGGCGUUCCGAUGGCCCUCUUUUUGAUGCCGAAAGUACGGCAACCCUUCAUGUCAAUGGCGAAUAUUGCCGUCCGCGACGAAUUACAUGUCGCUUGCAGCUUCCCCAAGCAGGAUACGCCGCUAUGAAGAAAGAACUAAUUUAUGUAGACGGGCAACAAAACUGCAGAAACGGUUCAUCAGCAAGUACAUCCAGCACAAUCUUAUUUUUAGCACUUUUAACUAUUACAUUUUACAGUUCGAAAACAGCAUUUUUAUAAUUACUCGAACAAUAAUAAACUAUAAUAAAAAAAACUAUACAAAAUAAUUUUUAAU
Molecule: messenger RNA, 920 nt
Organism: Hyposmocoma kahamanoa
Lineage: Eukaryota; Metazoa; Arthropoda; Insecta; Lepidoptera; Cosmopterigidae
Exons: 6
Coding region: 38-865 (275 amino acids)
Source: RefSeq, a predicted model, not a curated record